UCCUUGUAUCAUAUUUUUCGGAGAUAAAAUUACAGACCACGGAGCCUCCAUCACAACCGCCACCCAUAUACAGAAUGAAGUUUGCAAUUGGCGACGACGUUGGCCAGCUAAAAGUAAUAACCGCCUCCCGCGGCACCGAUACUUCCCUCAAGGCCUCCGCCCGCCCACGCAUUUCUACGUACUUCACCCCGGACAGGAAGGACCCAGUAUAUGCCGUUUGUAAGAUUGACAAAUACCAGGGUGAGGAGCGAGCUGGACUGGUAGCGGUGGUUUUUACCUGUGGAAAGGUCAAACUCGUUGAUACAAGUGUCUCUCCGGUUAACGGCGAGGAGAAGUAUCUUCUCUAUACCCAUACCUCUUCAACAAUCCUUUCUACCACUGCUACAGCAAGUCCGGUGGUAUCCGCCGGUGUGCAGCACGGGAUCCUCUACCUCUUCCGUGCAAACGGCGAAGUUGUAUUCUACCGUUUCGAUGGGGAACUACCGUUUGUUAAGACUGUGCCCCUCGCUGGGAAUAUAGCCGCUGGCGCGAUAUUCACAGAAGAGCUCGUGAACGGCUGGCCGAGCGCUAUCGCGAUUGGUGGUGAGAAGCGGGACUUGGAAGUUUUCGAGCCUACGACAGAAGGAGACUGGAAGAGUGUUUGGAAAGCUAAAAACGUGAAGCAAGAUAAACUGGGCUUAGAAGUUCCGGUUUAUAUUCGUAGGAUUUUAUUUUUGGGCACUGGAGGAGGAGAAGCAGAGGGGGAUACAGCAGCAGCCCAUCCCAGAAGGAGAAGGACUACGACCGUACAGACAUGCAGCAGGAAGUACAGACUAGCAACUGGAACCCAACACUCGCACCUACGGAUAUACGACGCCGCUUUCUCCCGCCGCCCAAUCUUCACCACAACUCUUACCAAAUCCCCCAUAUUAUCUCUCCACCUCCACCCCUCCACCAAAUCACCCACCUCCACGCCCCUAACCACGCCCAACACCCCUCCCGAAUCGUCGACAACCUUGUCCCCCCACAACUGGAUCUACACAGACUCGAACGGUCACUUUGCGCUCUACAACUCUACCACCCGCCGCGAAGCAGGAAUCUACCAGGGCUCCACCGGCGCCGUCAAUGCUACCGCUACGUUUUCCAAAGAUAUUGUUACGGGAGUAGGCUUUGAUCGGUAUCUUCGUGUUUAUGAAGGUUCUGGGAGAGAGAUUGUUGUUAAGGCUUAUGUCAGGAGCAAAGGUACUGCGGUGGUGGUGUUGGAUGGGGGAGAUGAGGCGGUUGAAGUGGAGAAGUCACGGAAGGAAGAAGAGGAGGAGGUUUGGGGGGAGAUGGACGAGGUGGGCGGGGGGAGUAGUGAGGGGGGCGGAGAGGAGGGGGAUUUUACUGAUGUGCUUGUGAAGGUUCGCAGGAGGAGGCCGAGGACUGAUAAGGAGGGGGGUGGGAGUAAGAAGCGGAGGCUAGAGGUUUAGGUUGGGGUGUGUGUGUGUGAUGUGAUAGGGGUCCUACUGAGGUUUUUGUUUCGUUUGAUUUAGGAAAAGUGGGCCGUUAUUUAGCCAACUCUCGAGCCCGGAAUCCCACCCUUUUUCUAGCCUUUCCGACGCUAAGUUGUGGCUGGGCUGUAAAUAAUGGUGUGACUCAUAAUGGUGUGACUCUAGAGCCUAGAUUUGAGGUCAAAUUUCUCACGAAAAUUGUAAUAAUUUUGGAUGUAA
Molecule: messenger RNA, 1691 nt
Organism: Tuber melanosporum (Perigord truffle)
Lineage: Eukaryota; Fungi; Ascomycota; Pezizomycetes; Pezizales; Tuberaceae
Exons: 3
Coding region: 75-1451 (458 amino acids)
Biological process (GO): ribosomal large subunit biogenesis
Cellular component (GO): nucleolus; preribosome, large subunit precursor
Molecular function (GO): protein binding
Source: RefSeq, a predicted model, not a curated record